This is a messenger RNA of Scleropages formosus (Asian bonytongue), 1311 nucleotides long. It is a transcript of the gene rnf114, whose product is annotated as ring finger protein 114. Gene Ontology annotation, biological process: ubiquitin-dependent protein catabolic process; protein polyubiquitination. Bases 50 to 727 code for a protein of 225 amino acids. Gene Ontology annotation, molecular function: ubiquitin protein ligase activity. NCBI's taxonomy places the organism in Eukaryota, Metazoa, Chordata, Actinopteri, Osteoglossiformes, Osteoglossidae. The transcript has 6 exons. The record is from RefSeq and is a predicted model, not a curated record.
CACGGCUGACUUCGGCCGCCAGUGCACGGAAGAGACUCUCGCUCUUGAAAUGGCCACGUUCGCGACACAGGGCAAGAAAAGCGCCGCCGAUGGGGAUGGAGAGGGAGAUCUCUCCGAAUUUAUCUGCCCCGUCUGCCUGGAGAUAUUUGAGCGACCAGUGAAGACACAGUGCGGCCAUACGUUCUGCACUAGCUGCCUGCAGGAAUGCCUGCGGCCCCAGAAGCCUGUGUGCGCUGUGUGCCGGGCACCACUUGACCAGUGGGCCAGGGCCAUGGACAUUGAGGAGCUGAUCCAGAACUCCGUGGGAGCCUGUAAGGGCUGUGGGACAGAGGUGCGCCUGUCCCAGAUGAGGGGCCACACUGCCUCCUGCUCCAAGUACCAAGAGUAUAUCGAUGAAGGGGUUAGAAGCACUGCCAAGUCCCAGCCUGCCAUAGUCAGCUCAGUGCCAAACCGGUACACGUUCUCCUGUCCAUAUUGCAACUGCCGGAACCUGGACCAAGACGGGUUGGUGGAGCACUGCACGUCCCAGCACUCCAGAGACACGCGUCACGUGGUGUGCCCGAUCUGUGCCUCAAUGCCCUGGGGUGACCCAAACUACCGGAGUGCCGAUUUCUUCCAGCACUUAAAAAUCAGACAUACCUUCUCUUACGACACUUUUGUGGAUUACGCUGCAGACGAACACACUAUGAUCCAGGAGGCUCUGCAGCGCUCCCUGACGGACAAAUGAGGCAACCGGCGGGAGGUGCUGUUCAGCCUUCUUGCCCCUCUUCACGGGUACAUCAUGGGAUUAAGGGCAGCAGAGCAAUCUAGUUAGACCCCGUAGCAAUGAUUCAACAUCCCUCUUUGGACAAGUCAUCCUUUAAUUUCUGCACUGUUACAGCAAGCACAUGGUUUAAGUCUUCUGAAAAUUGUGAAUUGAGAUGUGCUUGAUAUGGUGAAAUACUUGAUAUCCAUAGAGCAGAUUCAAUGUUUGUUAGUAUUUACAAUGGUUAUUGUCACAUUUAAUUUGUUAUCCUGAAAUGGCUGAUGAUGAGUAAUGUGUUGUCAGUUAGUCCAGUUCUUGAGGCUCAUAAAUAGGUAUUGGUCCAUGGUGUCUUUAUUGAACUCUAAAUAUUUCAGAUGAAUUAACAAAAAAGGUUCCCUCAUAUUGCCCCCUUUAAAGUUUCCUAGUUCCUUCAAGUUGCCUUUGCACUAACAUGCAUCUAGUGAUCAAGUAAUAAUGAUGCAAUUUUUAAAGGAUGCAUUGAGUCCUUACUUGAGUUGUAUUUUUUUCAGUGAUAGGUGUUGGCCAACACUUACUUUAUUCAUUUA